UAGGGCAAUGGCAUCUGGAGAGUGCCUGCUGCUGGACCUGGAAACUGAUAACUUCAUCCUCUACAACAUCUCUGCCAACCAGAGCGCAAACCUCUCCGUCCUCAGCGACGAGUGGUUCUACCCAGCCUUCCUCUACGCCAUCCCCACCAUUUACGGGAUCAUCAUUUUGAUAGGCCUUAUCGGUAACAUCACUUUGAUUAAGAUCUUCUGUACUGUGAAAUCCAUGAGAAACGUCCCCAAUUUGUUCAUCUCUAGCCUGGCUCUGGGAGAUCUGUUGCUGUUAGUGACCUGUGUGCCUGUGGAUGCCAGCAGGUACCUUGCUGAUGAGUGGCUGUUUGGCAGGAUCGGAUGUAAGCUCAUUCCCUUCAUACAACUCACUUCUGUAGGGGUGUCAGUCUUCACUCUCACUGCUCUCUCAGCUGACAGGUAUAAAGCUAUAGUAAGACCAAUGGAGAUACAAGCAUCCCAUGCACUGAUGAAAAUUUGUGUGAGAGCUGCUGUAAUCUGGAUUGCAUCCAUGCUGCUUGCCAUUCCUGAAGCAGUAUUUUCAGAUUUACAUCCUUUCCAUGACAAAGGGACUAAUAAAACUUUCAUCAGCUGUGCUCCUUACCCACAUUCUGAUGGGCUGCAUCCCAAAAUCCACUCAAUGGCAUCAUUUCUGAUCUUUUACAUCAUUCCUCUGUCCGUCAUUUCAGUAUAUUAUUAUUUCAUUGCUAAGAACUUGAUCCGGAGUGCUUACAACAUCCCUGUGGAAGGAAAUGUGCACGUAAGGAAACAGAUUGAAUCUCGUAAACGACUGGCCAGGACAGUGCUGGUCUUUGUGUGCCUCUUUGCCUUCUGCUGGCUUCCCACUCAUAUCAUCUAUUUAUACCGGUCCUAUCACUACUCAGAGGUGGACACCUCAGUGCUGCAUUUUGUUGCCAGCAUCUGUGCUCGGAUCCUGGCAUUCACUAACUCUUGUGUCAACCCAUUUGCACUCUACUUACUCAGCAAAAGCUUUCGGAAGCAGUUCAACAACCAGCUAUUCUGCUGCAGAGCUCGCCUCCUCAUCCGCUCCCAGAGCAUGGCCAGGAGCACCACACGAAUGACCUCCCUCAAGAGCACCAACCACUCUUUGGCCACCUUCAGCCUUAUCAAUGGCAACCACAUCUGCCAUGAAGGCUAUGUCUGAAACACACAGUCAGGGACAGCUGCAUGGCAUGCCUAGUGCAGCUGCUUAGUUCUGCUCUGUGGGGAUAAUGAGUAGUGCUGAUAUCCGUGUGUGCAUGCAUACGUGUGUACAAGGAAGUCUGAUGCACUCAAAGAACUCAGGGGAUCUGGAAGCAUCCCACAUCUCAUCCUGGGCUGCAGCAUGUCUGGAGCAGCGAGUCAUUAGCACCUGUCUGCAAGAGUUUUUUGGAUGGGCUGUGUGGCUUCAAGUCCUGAUGUUUUUAACAGGAGUGAAGUGAGGGUCUCAAGAUCAAAUCUAGUUUGCCUCUGAUGGUUCUUCAGCUCCUUCUGUUCAACACCGAACUCAGACAUAUUUACAGCAGUGACAAAGACCAUACCAGUCCACAAAAUUCAUCAGAAUAGUUGCAUCCAGCAAUUCUUGGCAGGACAUUUUUUGACACCAAAAUAAACCUUUUUAACUAAGGUAAACACUUUUACAAAGGAGUUCAUUGUAGGUCAUUUACAGACUUUUCAAGUAUUUAUUAAUGUUAAGAGUACAGUAUUAAUUAAUGGUGUGAAAGAUAUCAAGAGUUUACUGGGGUAUGUUGGUAUCCCCAUCUGAAAUGAGCAUUGUCUUGCACCACGUCAAUGUGAAAGCAGUAAUG
Phasianus colchicus (ring-necked pheasant) is the source of this 1814-nucleotide messenger RNA. It is a transcript of the gene GRPR, whose product is annotated as gastrin releasing peptide receptor. Gene Ontology annotation, cellular component: plasma membrane. Gene Ontology annotation, biological process: G protein-coupled receptor signaling pathway. The record is from RefSeq and is a predicted model, not a curated record. Gene Ontology annotation, molecular function: neuropeptide receptor activity. Lineage: Eukaryota; Metazoa; Chordata; Aves; Galliformes; Phasianidae.